This is a messenger RNA of Pelobates cultripes (western spadefoot toad), 9003 nucleotides long. The record is from the annotation of a GenBank genome assembly. NCBI's taxonomy places the organism in Eukaryota, Metazoa, Chordata, Amphibia, Anura, Pelobatidae.
AUGUGGGGUUGUGGAGUGACAGUCAGGGGAUCCCCUAUCCCCUGUAUGUCACCAUCAUUAACCCUCCCAUCCCCUGUGCAUCACCCCCCAUUAACUAUCCCCUGUGUGUCACCGUCAUUAACCCCCCAAUCCCCAGUGUGUCACACCAUUAACCCCCUAUCCCCAGUGUGUCACACCAUUAACCCCCAUCCCCUGUGUGUCACCCCCCCAUAGACCCCAUUAACCCCCCAUCCCCUGUGUAUCACCCCCAAUAAUCCCCAAUCCCAUGUGUAUCACCCCCAUUAACCCCCAUCCCAUGUGUAUUACCCCAUCCCUGUGUAUCACCCCAUAAACCCCCCACCCCAUGUGUAUCACCCCUAUUAACUCCCUGUGUGUCACCCUUAUUAACCCUGCAUCUCCCUUAUUUAACACCACAUUAGCCUACACUGUGAAUGUUACUACACAGUGAAAGCUGUGGUAUAGAAUUCUGAUAGAUGUACCAUGCGCAUGCGCUGUACACCUGUCAGAUUUCUAUAUUUGAAGGAGUACACCCAUCAGAUUUGUAUAUCAGUUUCCUAUAUCUGAAGGAUAUGCUGUGCGCAUGCGCAGUACACGCGUCAGAUUAGAGGCCCAGCUGAUCAUCGUCAUCGGAUCUAUCAGAAUUCUAUAUCUGAAGCCUGCUAGAUCUUGGGUCACUUCCAGUACAGAAAUCUGAUAGAUAUAGAUUUCUGAUAGAACACCAGCACUUUGGCUGUAAGAGCAUUUUGGGAGAUGUAGUCAAUAACAUCUGGUGUGCCAAAGGACAGUAUAAAUGUGGGUAUGUAGUUAUCAAUGAAUUAAUGCCAUGUUAGGCGCAAAGUGCUAGGUGGCUCUUUUUUAUCUGUUUUACAUUUAGGUUUUAUGCUCUCUCACACUCUGUAGUAUUGGAUGGAGGUUUGAAUAUUGUUUUGGGGCAAAUCAAUUACUAUGAGCUUAAUGAUUCAAGUUGGUUGUCAGCUGACUGUUUAGUUAAUGCACCAUAAUGCCAUUGCAAUAAGGCUCUUCAGAAACGGAAUGUUAAUGAUAUUAAAAAAAAAAAAAUGCUUCUUGGAAAUUAAAUUUUAUUAACAAACUAAAGAUUCCCAGAGAUAGGUGUCUAAAUAUGCAAUUACUGUAAGACAUUUCUGGUGUCUGGAGUGUUACUGUAGUUAUUAUCAGGCACCCCAAGAUCUGAGAUCAUGGUUAACACACAAUACAACUUUUAAGACAGCAAGCAACAUUUUGUAUUGCAUUACUUUGCCAUUGUCACAUAUAUUCCAUAUAUUAAAACACCUAUCUUCUCUUUAUAUUUUGUAGUUAUUUUUUUUCUUACUAACUUGUUUACUUAUUUUAAAAAAUAAAUAAAAUGUAGCUGUAGUGGUUUUUAAAUUUCUUCCAGCACUCAAUAGGUUAACCCAAACACUGACACAUAGCCAAUCCAGAGCUCUGCCAGUUCAACCAACCAGAAUCACUAGGACUCUGAGCAGGAAGUAGAAGAUAUUUUCCAUGUGUAGGCGUGAAGGGUGACUUGAAGUAACAGACCAUGUGAGUGAAACAGAACAGUUUUAUUAAACCUUGUUUUAUCACACGUGGUUAUCUCAUUACCAUGUAUCUACUAGAUACAGGGACACCUAUUGAAUACGGAUUACAUUAACUGGUUAGACUGCUAAUUUUCGGUGAUGAAUGAAUCCAUUGCUUCCUUAAACAAGUGUAAGACUAAUGAAUGAAUGUAUCAUUAAUAGAGGAAAGCCUUAUAUUGAGUUGACCAUGUGUGUAAAUAUUUAGAUGAGAGGCUUUGUAAUUCUGCAAAGACUCAGAGGUCAGUAGGCUGCAUGAUUAAUGUGAGUUUUGUGUGUGAAUAUAUAUAUUUACUCAUUUGUGCUGCCAGUUUCACCAAGUUUUCUUGGACACAUUUUACUUUCACAUGAUGGGCAGCAUAGAAAUGAAAUGUUGAGAAUGCACAAAUUAAAUCAAUAAUCAAAUCUUUGUACUUCCCACCAACAUGUAUUAGGAUUAUGUCUGUUUUCAAGAAAACAUUGUUAGAUCUGGAGACCCUAAAAUGAUACUCGUAAGCAUCAAAUAGCUUUAGCUUAACCCCUUAAGGACACAUGACAUGUGUGACAUGUCAUGAUUCCCUUUUAUUCCAGAAGUUUAGUCCUUAAUGGGUUAAAUAGACACAAUAGUCACCCAGACCACUUCAGCUCAAUGAAGUGGCCUGGGUGCCAGGUGCCUCAGGUUUUAACCCUUCACAUGUAAACAUAGCAGUUUCAGAGAAACUGCUAUGUUUACAUAGCAGGGUUAAUCCAACCUUUAGUGGCUGUCUUCCUGACAGCCUCUUGAGGCGCUUCUGCGACGCUGGAUGCAAAAUUUGCAUCCAGCGUGCAGAACGUCCACAAGAAAGCAUUGAGAAAUGCUUUCCUAUGGACUGUAAGAAUGUGUGCGCAGCUCUUGCCGCGCAUGCGCAUUCUGCUCCACUCGGGAGCUGACGGCGGCGGGGGAGGAGAGGUCACCAACGCCGAAGGAGCCUGGCGCUGGAUUAAGGUAAGCUGCUGAAGGGGUCGUGAGGGUCCCCCAAGGAUGACAUAGGGUCAGGAAAACAGGUUUGUUAUCCUAAAACUAUAGUGUACGGAAUACAAAUCUGUAUUCCUUACACUUUAGCUCCCUCUGUUCUACCCAGCAUGGAAAGUGUUAAUAAUUCUUUAUUUACAGCCACUAGAGGCAGUCUUAGUUCUGCAAUGUGAUUAUUAAGGGGAAAUGCUCACUGCACAAAGACUAGACCAAGUGAUCUUGUGAAACUGUUUUCGGGUAUGUACAGAGCCUGUAGCCCAGACUUUACACAAUGAUUUCUCGGGCUCUGUACAUCCGAUCACUUUGUAAAUCUGCAGGGAGCAUAGCUCGGACCAGGAGCUAUCCAGGGAUGUAGGGCAUGUGGAGAUGCAUUACGGUGUUCCGUGUAUUGUGUGGGGUUUUUGUCUGUCUGCUUCCUGUUCUUGGGAGAUACCAUUAUCUCCAAGACACAGCAACGCCGGGGCGGGCUUAUGUUUAACAUUACUGUGGAUGGAGACUGCAUGAGGGGGUCUGUGCAUAAAUACUGUGUAUCUGGCCUUCAAUAAACAGAUCCUGUCGUACCCUUCAUCAGGUCUUGGCUGAUGUUUGGGCAACCAAGAGCACUAAUCACUGCUUCACUUGGGAAAUUGGAGAAUCAGAACAGAUAUACUCAGUCGAAGUAUAGGGGAUCUGUUACAAAACACUUCUAUUGCAACUCUUGUGCUGUUUUUCACUAUUCACUUAUAUACAUGUCUUCAUUAUAGGCAGGCUGCCUUGGAGAUCACGGCUAAAUAUUGCCGAAAUGAAAUGGAGGAGUAUGGCCAGUGUGUUACCAGCAAACCAGGAACAUGGCAGCAGGAUUGCCACAUGCUUAAGUUUAAAGUGGCCAAGUGUACAUCAUCACAGUGAGUGCAGUUUAUUAAGUAAUAGCCAUUGUCUGACUUUUAUUGUGGGUUGUAGGUUAAAUACCAAAAUGACCAGUUUUAAAUACUUUGGAGGUAUACCCAUGAGUAACUGGGUUUUCACCGCCAAGGUUCCCCUUUCCCUUGUGUUCGUAGCCCAAAGUGAUUAAAGCUCCUUGCCGCUGUGUUCUAGCUGCCUCACCCACUAGCCAAGGUUGAAGAGCGAAUAACAACUGAUUUCACGGUCACAUGGUCACACUUUUAUACCUGGUGCCUCAACAGGAGGUCCUCAGGGAGAACUAACGAAUUGCGACUAAGUCCCCCUGAAGUCUAUUCAGGUUUUAGUUCAUGCGAACAAGAUGUCCGCCACCUCGUGGUCGUCCAUAGGAAUUGCGGCCACCCAGACGAACACUUAGCACACUGCGGUGGAAAUUGCUACAAAGUAGCAAUUAGGCUUAACAAGCUCCAGGGUCGUCUCCGGUCCGUGUGGCUGUUCAGUUCCCAAACCAACUUUAAAAUCCCACAAACCAACUCUGUUCAUAGUUUUGUAUUUUUUAAAGGGCCCACAGUCUUUUGGUAAGAGGCUGGCCAGCAGGCCCCUCCAAAAACACGUGACGAGGCUCAGUUCGUCACAGGUACCACUCUGGGUACAGGUGCUCUGUUACAAAUAGGACUAAACUAAGAAAAGAAUGCAGGCAAGGAGAGGUAAAAAAAAAACAUGAACUAGACACAGACAAGGGUCAGGAGUACAAGAAAAGAAAUGUAAAGAAGCCAGAAAAACGUAACGAUAAGUCAGACAAGAAUUGGGCUGGUACAUGCUUUGGAUAGUAAGACAAGCCAGGGACUGGAACACAAAAUCAUGCCUGUCCCAGAAGCUGUGACUGUGUUGUGUGUGCUCAGUUAUUUUUUUUAAAUGUUGAACUGGAUGAAAGCUAUUAAUUAUAUUUUGUAAAAGAUAUUGUGCAAUGUGUAUUGGUGUCCAGCAGGAAAUUAAUUUUAUCAUAUCUUGACCUAAUUAUGUUCCAGACACCAGAGAGUGGUUUGCAUUGUUCUGGCUAAAGUUGUGUGUAGGGCAAGCAUGUCAAACUCAAAGGCUAGCAAAAGCCAAAUAAACAAGGUUUAAGUUUAAGUGGGCCACAAAAAAAACAAAAAUGUACAUUUUCAUAGAAAUGUAGGUUUAUUUUGAAAAGUACAGUAUUAACAAAACAAAAAAAACAGCGACCCCCUCGUCUACUAAAUCACAGUCCCCCGUCUACUAAACCCCUGCCCCUGUUCUAACUUACACUCACUGACAGACCAACAGACACACACUAAUUGACAAACAGGCUCCCACACACACAGACUCACGUACAGAGUGAUGCCGGGAGCUGGAAUGUGACAUCAUAUUCCGACUCCCGGCAUCACUGCGGGAAGCUGAGCAGGGAGAGCUUACACUUAGCGCUUCCUUGCCGCAGCCCACGGGCCGCAAACAUACUAUUUGUAGCCUGCGGACCGCGAGUUAGACAUCCAUGGUGUAGGGGGAUAAAUGCAUAUGGUUUUCCCUGAAAUAAACACUUCUCUUGUUUUACCCAGUAUGACUGGUCACUAUAUUGGGGAAUUUUACAAGGUUCCAGAGAGCUAUUGUGGCAGAACCACUGCUUGUUCGGGUGCCUUCCACCUGUAUUGUGUGUUUGUUUGUUUGUUUUUUUCCCUACCUUCCGUAUAUUCUACCCCAUUCGGGAGCGUUCAUGUGAAAGGAACUCCUUCGACUCCCGAAUGAGGACCACCCCGAUAUCCCAUUUAGAACGCUAGUUAGAACGUUCAAGUAGAACAUUCUCACCUCUAACAUAGUUGCGAAACUGCAAGGGAAGUAAUUAUUGAGUUCUCCCCUGUGUGGUUGCCAUUUCAUAUAGAUGAACGCUAGCCAGGGGGAGCAUUCGUAGAUUGUUUUCCGACUCAUUCGUCCCCCGAACAAAAACCACCCCAGUGCCCCAUUAGAAUGUUCCCACCAAUUAAUUGGAACGUUCGCACCAGCAACAUAAGUGUGGAACCGCAAGGGAAGUAAUUGAGUGCUCCCCUGGGUGGCCACCAUUUUGUAUUGACGAACGCCAACCAGGGGGAGCAUUCUUACCCUGAAAGGAGAUGCUUGCCUUGCAGGUUUCAGCACAGGAACCUCGCGAAUAAAGAUCAGAGAAUGUGCCUUUGUGAGGUUGCCUAAGUAUGGUGGGGACACUUAGGGCACUGACUUUUCUGUGCCUGGGAGACAAAGGGAUGGUCUCUCUACCCGCACCUUGGCUUCCAGGCACAGAGGCUCAUGGGAUGAAGACCCCCCGUGGUAGAUCCCUCACCUGAGUGGAAGGCUUUACAUAUUUGGGAGAUGAAGGAACAGCAACCCCCCCAAGCAUAGAGGAUCCUGGGAUGCAACCCCUGUUUGUGUGUGUUGAAGACCCCUUGCAUGGGGCUAUGCAUAAAAGCUGUGUGUGGCAAUAAAAUUGUGUUGUACCUCCAGAGCUGUAUGUCAUCCAGUUACUGGGGGGAAAUGGGUCUCUUUAUAUUCUAAGUGGUUCUCGAGCGGCUGAAGGAAGCUAUUAGCGGAGGUAAACGGUAGGGUUACCCGGGGUCCGCUAAAGCUAUUAUCACUAUUCCUGUAGCUCAUAAUUACUGUAUACUGUAGCUGAGCCAAGGACCAGCUUAGGAAAGGAGAAGCGGUGACCAAGGGACACCCUGCUACCCAUGACCAGGCCAAAGGAAAAAAGGCCGGGUCAGGUAUACAAGGGGAGCAGAUCAGAACAUAGUCAGGAAAGCCAGGUCAAAAUAACAGUGAAAUAAGAACAGAAAAAAAUUACUAAGGAUACAGGAACCACUGAAAGGGCCCAGAGCAGCUAGAUAGCCCUCUCUAAAUAGGGACAUCCUAUACCUAAUGUCCCACCAAGGAGUGUUUUCCUGACACACAUAAACUUAAUAGGUCAAUUCUUCUCUGCAAUAAACACUCUUCCCUUCAACAACACACCUUACCUUCUCUGCAAGUCCACUUAACCAAGGUUCUUCUCUGACGUCUUGCUUCUUAUCAACGUCUGUAUUGUAUACUUACCCUACUCUAUACUCCUUGUCAGGGCUCAAAAUUUCCACUUGCCACUUUCCAUUGUCGAGUGCAACUAAGGCUUGGCAAGUAGACAUUCUCCUCUGAGUGUGCUAUUGAGCUCCAGCCUUGCAGUGGUGAGUAACUUUUGAGACCUGGCUAGUAAUAGAAAGCUGGAAAUAUUAAGCCCUGUUCAUUGUCUUUUAUUUUCUCCACAUUCAAGGCAUAGCAAUUGUAAAUCAUUUCUUCUAGAUUCUGUCCUCAUCUUACUGCAUGUGUAGGUAUACUCCUUAUACAAGCACAAUCCUUGAUACAUUUCUGUAAAUUGCAUUUUCUCCAAACAACAUUUUGUCUCAAGGUACAGUCCUCCUUGAUUGUAAACUCAUGGGCAAGGUUUUAUUUUAAUUUUGUUUGUGUCUAAUUAUGUAUUCCUGGUUUGUGUAAUUAACAUUUUUUUUUUAUCAUAAAUUGUAAAGCAUUUGGUAAACAGGAGCAAUAUAAAAUAACAAUUAGAUAAAUAAAUUCAGUGUUAAGCCAUUUUUGAGCGGUUUAACACUAAAUAAGGGUCCCUGUCCGCACAGACACACACACAGCCUGGCCUCUACUGGAGGUAUGGUUCAUGCAGAUAUUACUCACUUCCUUCUUUCCAUACCAGUUCAUACCAGCUAUGAAUGCUGUGAUAGGCUAAAAGCAGUUAAUACUCUCAAACAAUUACAGCCACCAAUCUCUGCUUCCUUAUUUGCCCGAGCAGCACAGAGUAGAUGGACUGCUGGGAUCAGUUUUGUAACAUUAAAACAUUAAAAAACGUUUAAUGCUGAAUGGAAAGACGGUGCCUGGGUACCUCAGAUACUCUAACCAUUACAAUGAGAUGAAAUAUAUUUUUAUAGCGUUAUUUUUCCUCCCGAUCAUCUCACAAAAGUAGUUUACAAUAUACUUCUUAUUAACUUACUAUUUGCUUUAAUUCAUGGUGAGAGCAUUAUAGCACUCCAAAAAUCAGGCUAAAAUAGCCAGGUCAAUAAAUUAGAACUUGCAUAAAAAUACAAAUUUGCUAUACACUACUUGGGAGCAUAAUUCAAAAACUAAAUUAUUUUUUUUAUUUCUUGGUCUACAUUUUGCAUUUCUCUAAAAUGUGCAAUUUCAUUCUAACUUCUGUCGCUCGCAAUUUAGUAAUUAAAAUCCCUUAUAGGGAUAUUCCCUGUCCAAUUUUAAUUCUACAAUAAGACUCAUUAGUAGGUGGAAUCUUGCCUACAUCGAGCGUGAAGUACCUUACCUUAAAAGGACCAAGAGGUUUUCUGUGCACAGUAUAAAAAUAACUAUUUGGCUAAAGUUAAUUUACUUUAUAUACCUGCUUAAAUUAAUGCGUUCUUACUGACCUUUUAUUGAAACUAUUUUCUAGAUGAUAAUGUAGCAGUAAUCCAGAGGGUGAGAAGUUGUGUUCCUUUUAUGAGACUGUGUAAAAUAAGCAGCAAAGAACUAUUAAUUUACCUCUUCAGCAGACACUUCCAGCCCAAGCGCCCUGAAAUCUGACCACCCGGUCGCAUAAGAUAGUCCUGCUAUCCUACAAAUCUCUACAUGAUCAGAGUCCAAGCUGUCUAAAAGAACUAUUGGUGUCCUAUAUCCCAACUCACACUCUUCGUGUACAUGCCUGGAAGCUAACUAUAAAAAAUUCAGCAAAAAUGUGGUUAACGUGCUUUUCACCCUACUGCUCCAAAUUUAUGAAGCACAUCCCCUAGCACAGUGAAAGAAGCCACUUCACUGGACAUUUUUAAACAAAGGCUCAAGGCCUACCUGUUUACACAAGCCUUUCUGGAAUAGAAUCCGUAACUUCUAAAUGCGUAAUAUAUAGCGUCUUGUCUAGAGCGCUACGAGUCCAAGGUGGAGAAAAGCUCUAUAUUUAAGUUGUUAUUAUUAUUAUUAUUAUUAUUAUUAUUACAAGUUAGCUAUGUUGUUAGUUUAGUUAUUUUGGCCUGAAAUGUAUCAUUUAUUUUGAAUUCCUUACAAUUCACAUUUUAGUGAAUAAACUAUACAUAGAAGUCUGUGUGGAUAUGUGUGUGGUUUAUAAAAAAUCAGCGACUCAAAUCCUGCUUGAUUUUUUUAUUUUUUAUUUUUUUUUUACAGAAUUUCACAGAUCUAGCAAAGGAAUUUUUUUUGUGUGUGUUCCAAUAAUCUGUCCAGUGAACUCCCAUUCUUGUUCACAAUAUCAGUUGACUUGCCAAGUAAUAUAUUUUCUUCCCUUCUUUGUCCCAGCUGCAUAUAAAUAUAGAAUCUGUUGCAUAUCUUUGAUACCCAGGUGGUACAGACAACUGAUCUAUUUAUUGUCUUUUUUUUUUUUUUUUGUUUCUUUCCAGCCCAGUUAUUCAGAGAAUCCGUACAGAGUGUUCUGAACCAUUUGUUGCUUUUGAGCAGUGUCUAAAGAAGAACCAGACAUCUGUAGAAAACUGCUCCACGCAUGUGACGGAGUUCUUGCGGUGUGCAGAGAGUGUCAAACUCACUGAAUAG